This is a messenger RNA of Cadophora gregata, 1788 nucleotides long. RefSeq lists its product as uncharacterized. Gene Ontology annotation, molecular function: DNA binding; DNA-binding transcription factor activity, RNA polymerase II-specific; zinc ion binding. The transcript has 6 exons. Gene Ontology annotation, biological process: regulation of DNA-templated transcription; DNA-templated transcription. The record is from RefSeq and is a predicted model, not a curated record. NCBI's taxonomy places the organism in Eukaryota, Fungi, Ascomycota, Leotiomycetes, Helotiales, Ploettnerulaceae. Gene Ontology annotation, cellular component: nucleus. The coding region runs from base 1 to 1788 and encodes 595 amino acids.
AUGGAGUAUUCCUCGGAUCAUCUUUCACCAAUCUCACCCGUCCUUAACACGUCAAUCUCACCUGCAGGAACAACCGACAGCAGCUUCGCUGGGACGCCGAUCAAGCAUGAAGAAGGUUCUUUUCCCGAGCCCCCCAGGAAAAAGCAGAAGAGAAACAAGCCAACCUUAUCAUGUGAGGAGUGUGUGGAACGGAAAACAAAGUGCGAUCGAGGAAGGCCCAACUGCUUAGCCUGCAUAAAGCGUCAAACCGAAUGCAAAUACACCACUGUCGCAAAUGUUUUGGAGGAGACAAAUCGGUCAGCUGGCAAUACUGCCAUGCGGAUGACCAAGCCACCAAAGAAGAAGUCAAUGGCAAACGGAUUCGAAGGACCAAAACAAGCUCCCAAUCCACACCAGCGGAGUGCAUCUCGAGGAUCAACCUCAUCUUCAACCGGCCUCCUGUCCAAUGUCCCUUAUUCUCACCCAACUGCAUCUAAUGUCUUCGGUAUCGGAUCAGAACAUCCGUUUGCGAACUAUUGGACUUGCCAAGGAGGACUUGCUGAAACAAUCUCGGUUCUGCCGGAGAAAAUACAAGCCGACAUCCUUCUUGAUAGGUACUUUGAAUGUGUAGAUCCUGUUUAUCCUAUGAUUCAUCGUCAGACGUUCUAUGCCGAUUAUGAACAUUUCUGGUCACUUCCACAGCCAGAAAAAGACCGCGUUGAUGGUACUCUUGUUGCCAUGAUCUUUGCCAUGCUGGCGAUGGGUACGCAGUUCGUCACAACCACCGGCCCGAAAGAACGUCAACAAACAGCCGAGUUCUAUGUUUCCGCUGCUCAUCAGUCCCUCAGAAUGUCCUCCUACCUCAACAAAGCUUCUGUCCGCUCCAUCCAAGCCAUGGUUCUAAUAACCUACUUCCUCAUCAACGACAACCAUGCAUCCGACGGGUGGGCUUUCGCAGGGAUUUUAAUCCGGCAAGCUUACGCCAUGGGUCUACACCGCGACCCCAACAUAGUCUGCCCGAACGCCUCAAUCUUCGACAAACAAAUGCGCCGCAAGCUCUGGCAAGCCGUGCUCCUGCAAGACACAUUCCUCACCGUUCUCCUCUCCCUCCCACCCUCAGCAACACACACCGACGUCAACGUCGAAGACCUGAUCGACGACUCCAGCAGCAUCGCACACUCCAACCCCACAGACACAGCAUACAUCCGCGGCUGCUGGACGCUCGCGAACCUCGUGCAAGAAACGAUAUGCUCACCCCGCUCUCUCGACCUACCCAUCUCCUCGACACCCCGCCAAAAAGCCAAACUCCUCUCUGACUUCAAAGCUGUGUUCCGUUCUUUCCCCGACGUGUUCCGCUCCUGGGAUACGGAAUCCAUCACCGCGCUCGCACAAACAAACAAGAGGAUCGUCCGGCAGACGCUCUUCCUAACAAGCAACUAUUUCCACAACGUGAUGCUGUUACAUUCAAGCGGUAGUGCGGAAGUACCUGUCAACGUGCGCGGUGCGUUGGAAGCGGCGCAUGAUGCUAUCAAUGCAUUCUUUUUACUGUUCGCGUUAUUUGCGAGUGAGGCGAAGGUAUGGUGGGUAUUUAAUCAUAGGGCAUUUUUGGAAGCGAUGUGCAUCGGCAAUAUUUUGAGGGAUGAGGAAGCGAAGGCAAAUGGGGAGGAUGUAUUGAAUAAAGAUCCGUUGUUUGCGAGGGGGAAGGCGGAUAUCUUACAAAUGAUCAAAAUAAUGCGCACAAUGAGCGAAGGCGAAGAUGGGUCCGCUGUAGCGCUGACAAGAGUUUCUGUAUUGAGUACAUAUCUGUAA